Penicillium verrucosum is the source of this 1458-nucleotide messenger RNA. RefSeq lists its product as uncharacterized. NCBI's taxonomy places the organism in Eukaryota, Fungi, Ascomycota, Eurotiomycetes, Eurotiales, Aspergillaceae. The record is from RefSeq and is a predicted model, not a curated record. Gene Ontology annotation, biological process: transmembrane transport. Gene Ontology annotation, cellular component: membrane. The coding region runs from base 1 to 1458 and encodes 485 amino acids. Gene Ontology annotation, molecular function: transmembrane transporter activity. The transcript has 6 exons.
AUGGCAGACCAAGACAGCUUCGAUGAGAAACACAAAAUCAGCCACCAGGUCAUCGACUCACCUUCGACUGAGCCUGAUCAUGGUAUCGUCAAAGACUGGGAUAGCGAAGAGUCGGCCGUUCGACGAAAAAUCGACUUCAUACUCAUUCCUAUUCUUGCUGUCGCCUUCUUCGCCUUACAAAUGGAUCGCGGGAAUAUUAGCGCCGUUUUGACAUCAAGUAUCACAAAAGAUCUCAAUAUAACAACGAACCAAAUUAAUAUCGGAUCACAACUACUCUCCGCUGGUAUUGUUCUAUCGGAGAUCCCAUCGAACAUUAUUAUGCAGCGCAUUGGGCCUCGCAUCUGGUUGUCAGGUCAAUUGUUCGCUUGGGGUUUGGUUGCGACCUUCCAGGCCUUUGUUACCUCCUUCCCCGCGUACCUGGUUACGAGGAUUUUGUUGGGAUUGUGUGAGGGUGGUUUUAUACCCGGUGCUUUAUACUACCUCUCUACCUGGUAUAAGAAGGACGAGACUAGUCUUCGCACGAGUCUCUUCUUCUAUGGGCAGAUGUUCGCAUCGGCUACAUCGAGCCUAAUAUCUGCUGGUCUGCUCCAGCUGAAUGGCACCCAUGGCAUGGAGGGAUGGAGAUGGAUCUUCCUCGUUGAGGGCUUAAUCACCCUGUUCAUCGCAACAGUAUUCACUCUCCUCGUGCCUCCAUCUGCGGGAGACGGGCGUCCAUUGAUCGCCUUCGGCCGCUGGAGCUACUUCACUGAGCGCGAGUCGCACAUCAUCCGCAACCGCGUUCUGCUAGAUGACCCUCGCAAAGCCAAAGGCCAUAUCCAAAUUUCUGGCUCUGAUAUCUGGAAGACCGUCAAACAACCCUGCAUCCUGCAACACGUUUUUGUGACUUUGGUCUCCAUGACCGGCUUCACGGGUUUGACUCAAUACACACCCAGCAUGAUCAAAGGGCUGGGAUUCGGUGCCGUCAAGGCGAAUGCCUUGGCUUCGGUUCCGGUCUAUUGUGGGAUGGUCUGGCUGAUAGUGCUGUCCUAUGCUGCUGAUAAAACAAGACACCGUGGACCGUUCGUGCUCUUGGCGAUCACUUGGAACGUGAUUUCCUACGCUUGUCUUCGUACAAGUAGCCCCCAUGCUUCGCCCUGGCACCGGUAUGGAGUUAUUGCCAUUGCUAAUAUCUCCUAUUGCAGCAUGCACAUCUUAAAUGUCGGAUGGCUGUCAUUCUACUGCCUCACACCCCAGGAACGAAGCGUUUCCAUGGCGUUGGUCGUCAUGGCUGCUAACUGUGCUGGUAUCGCUGGCUCGCAGAUUUUCCGAACAUCCGAUGCCCCGAAAUACUUGCAUGGUCUUACUGCCAUCUGUUCUAUUGCUGGUGCCUCAUGGGUGCUCGCUUUAGUGCUUGAUGUUCAAUAUUAUUUCCACCGGCAAAAAGCGGUUCCUUCGGAUAAUGUGGAGGGGAAAGCUUGA